UGAAAAGAAAUCAUUUUAGUUGCCGUUUGGCUUUCCAAAACGUUAGUGGUCAUUGUAUUUUGUUUUAUAACGUGUAACGGUAUAUUAUCAAAAAAAAAAAAAAAAAAAAACCUAAAAAAUGAAUCCGAGCUUGGAAGAGCAAAUGGAUUAUGAACACUUAAAAGUCCAGCCUAAACAACCACCUAAAUAUAUUAACGAAUAUUUUAUACAACAAACGCUUGAAGUCUACUACAGAUGCAAUGUAGUUUUAAGGAAAUGUCGCUUCUAUUGCGCCACAAGGCCAGGCGAAACGUACAGCAGUGAAAUUUAUAGAGUUCUUGUGCUCUUCACUUUAUAUAAUCGUCGCAAGAACGGUAUUCUAUGCAAGCCAUCAACACAUGAAAUGUCACUAAUUGUGAAGGAUGUAAAAAUGAGUUUCAAGAGAAAAGAGGGCUCCAAUGAGUUUAUGAUGCAUAAAUAUAUAUUAUCUAGAUUAAUGGGUAAAUUGAUGGGAAUUUAUCCUGACGAAUAUUCUAUGGAAGUAGUUAACGAUCAUGAAAGAGUAUGCAAAGUGUCUGCAGAUUGCUUAUUAUGUUUUCGUGAAAAAUAUGAGGUAUAUGUUCUAGAAGAUCUGACCAGAAUGAGCUUUUGCCAACCAAAUCGUUUCGAUGGACUAGACUUAAUUGAAUCACAAUAUGUUAUGAAAAAAUUAGCGCACAUACAUGCCGCAUCUAUGGUGUACUUAUGGCAGCAUCCAAGAGCGGCAGGUAUAUUUCUACCAUCACCACUUGCUGAUGGCAUUGCUCCAUCAAGUUAUCUGGGUGUGUCCACAUUCGAAGGUAUGCGCUAUGCUAUUGAAAUGGUUAAACGUUGGCCAGGCUUUCGAGAUAUCGCCGAAAGGAUGCGUUCUACAAUGGAACAGUUUAAUAGACGCUUAACUGAGGUUAUGGCACAUAAAAGGUGUGCUUUCAAAGUACUGGUGCAUGGUGAACCCUGGGCGAAGAAUAUAUUUAUGAAAUAUGCACAAAGGGGUUCGGAUUUAUCGCCACGGGAUGCUACAUUUGUUGACUUUCAAAUGACCUUCAUUGGCAGCUGCGGCUAUGACCUAAAUUACUUUCUUCAAACUAGCGUUGACUUCAAUGUCUUGGUACACGAUCGCAAAACACUAAUUGAAUGGUAUCAUAAACAAUUGACAAGAACGUUAAUUAAAUUAAACUAUCCCAUCGAAAAAAUACCAACUAUGACAAUGAUAUUACAUGAAUUGUGGCAUUUUGAAUUCAUUGGUUAUUACGCAUUGUUGGUACAACUACCAAUUGCAUGUAUGGAUGAAGAUACUACAACUGAUUUUAGACUGAAAUGUAUACUCAAUAAAUCUGAACGGAAAAAAUUUUUCGAUAUUAUUUAUUCCUAUGAACGUGUUCAAGUCAUGUUAUAUUAUGGUCUGCGGCGUUUCGCGGUGAUGGGUCUGAUAUAGAUGCGGCAAUAAACAAAAAGCAUGUUAAUUACAGUGCAAUGUAUGGAAAAUGCAUGACGAAUUUUUAUAUACCUACUUCAAGUGAUUUAUGUACUAUCGUCCGCCCUCUUAAUUUUACAUAUAUGUGUAUGUUAAUUAAAUUAUUGUGCUGUGAACAAUAGUUGAUACGCUUAGCUUAAGAAUUCAUUAGUGGAAUAAUUGUCGUGGUUUAUAUAUUAAGUAUAAAUCAAUAAGUAAAUCUGAUUACUUUAUUACUAAUACAAUGACUAGUAAUUAAUGACAAUACAUCCAUUUUUUUAACUAAAAUAUUUUAAUAUUUUACUAUACAAAAUUUUGACUUAACCUUUGACCCUAAAAUAUGUAUGUACGCUCAUUUUCGGCAACUUUAUAUUAUUACUAUUAAAAUUAUUUUUAUUCCACGUUCUGAAAGCUAAUUACACUCCACUACUUAUUUUAAUAAACUAUUCCAUACUAUGUUUAUAUGUUUAUUUCAGUAUAAUCAACAUAAUUUUUUAAUACACUUCUAUGUUGUACAAUGUCAAAAAAAGCUAAAUUAAGUAUGUAACACCUUCUUUUAUGCAUGUCAAUAAAUGCACUUUUGUAAGUGCAAAAUCACCAAUUCACAAGAAU
This is a messenger RNA of Ceratitis capitata (Mediterranean fruit fly), 2083 nucleotides long. RefSeq lists its product as uncharacterized. The record is from RefSeq and is a predicted model, not a curated record. The coding region runs from base 119 to 1453 and encodes 444 amino acids. Lineage: Eukaryota; Metazoa; Arthropoda; Insecta; Diptera; Tephritidae. The transcript is spliced from 4 exons.